ACUGAGUUCAGACGAACACACCAGCAGCGGCCAUCUUACUUCCUCCAAAAAAAAAAAACUUCAGUCCCAAAGAAAAACAGAAUCAACCCCAGGAUACAUGGGUGACCACAUAAAGGACAGUUAUGGAGCAAUAAACCCAGGGGCUACGACGAGCGAUCCUGACGCAGCAGUGGGGAACAGGGCAAGAAGCGACCAUUAUAUGACAAAAUUGAAGUGACGAGCUUCCUGUGUCCGCUUCUCCUGCUGAUCCCCCAAGAGACCCUUGACUCCUCAACUGAGGAGACAUGGAGGAACAGGGGGAUGCUGCGAUUGGGGGACUGUUGGCACCCAGCCCACAGAGUGAGGCUGUGACCCAUGAGAUGGGUGAACUGUCCCUGCACCCCAGCCAGAGGCUUCCUCCUCUCAAUGAGCGCAAAAAUGUUCUCCAGCUGAGGCUCCAGCAGAGACGCACCCGGGAGCAGCUCGUUGAACAGGGCAUCAUGCCACCCCUGAAGAGCCCUGCAGCUUUCCAUGAACAGAUUCGCAGCCUUGAGAGAGCCAGGACUGAAAAUUUCCUAAAGCACAAAAUACGCAGCCGCCCAGAAAGGGCUGAGUUGGUCCGCAUGCACAUCUUACAAGAGACCUUGGCAGAGCCUUCACUGCAGGCCACCCAGUUGAGACUAAAGAGAGCUCGACUGGCUGAUGACCUCAAUGAGAAGAUUGCACAGCGCCCCGGCCCAAUGGAGCUGGUGGAAAAGAACAUCCUGCCAGUGGACUCCAGCCUCAAGGAGGCCAUAAUUGAUGGUCAGAUGCAGUACCCUAGAACUCUAGAAGAUCUAAUAGAUGAAGACAGUGGAGAUGCUUUUUCACCAGAGCAGCCAGCCAGUCAGGAGUCCCAGGGAUCUGCAGCCUCACCUGCAGAGGUCAGGACUAUGGAGGAGACCUCACCGCUGCCCAAUAACUUGCUACAGCACUUUCCUGCAGUCACCACUACUUCGACAGAUUUCCUCAAGCCCUUUUCCACCGUUGAACAAUCCGUUAGCCCUCCAGCUCCCAUACCACAACUAGUCACAGUAGCCCCUGUGAAGUCGGGGCCCACCCUUGUAAAGCAGAGUCAGCCCAAGUUACCUGGAGACAAGAGCCGCAGCAAGAAGAGCAAGGAGUCCAAGCCACGUGUGAAAAAGUUGAAAUAUCAUCAGUACAUUCCCCCAGAUCAGAAACAAGAACCCGACCAAGCCCCGAUGGACUCCUCGUAUGCUCGUUUACUACAACAACAGCAGCUAUUUUUGCAGCUACAGAUCCUGAGCCAACAGCAACAGCAGCACUACAACUACCAGACCAUCCUUCCUGCACCUCUCAAGCCUGUGAUUGAAGGCCAAAACAGCAGUGCCACAGUGGCUAUCAACAAUGCCAAUAGCCUUCCUGCCUCGAUUGUAGUUUCUCUGCCCACAACAACACCUGUGCGGCCCAAUAGUACUCUGUCCAACCGCAAAGCUGGCAUAUUACCAGCCAACCUGGAGGAGAUGAAGGUGGCAGAGCUGAAAAUGGAGUUGAAGUUGCGUGGUCUUCCAGUAUCAGGAACAAAAACUGACCUUAUUGAACGGCUCAAGCCUUUCCAAGAAAAUCCUAUCACUACUGCACCCAACAACUCCUCCACAGGACCUAAAACACAGCCCUGCGGUACACCUAUGGAAGUUUCCAGCACCACUACAACCAUCUCCCCCAUCCAACUCCCCUCUAAUACUCUGAGUUCCACUCCACCAGUGUCUCCCAGUUCCUCAGAGCUUCUCAGCAGGGAGGACAUGUCCGUGGAAGGACAAGCAGAGACUCAAAACCGCUGUUUAAUUAAAGCAAAUGCUGUUCCUGAGGAACAAGAUCGGAGACUGCACGAAAAGGAGCGACAGAUUGAGGAAUUGCUGCGUAAAUUGGAGCAGGAGCAGAAACUGGUGGAAGAACUAAAGAUGCAGCUAGAAGUGGAGAAACGAAGUGGAGUUGUUCCAUCUGUGGAAAAUAACAACGUUUCUGGCCCAAGCAUCAUGUUGGCAUCUGUCAAAGCAGAAAACACUGUCCCUCCCAACUGCAAACUGAAUUCACACACUACAACAACUCUGGUUAAGCUUGAGGAGGCCCAUCCCAACCAGGUGACAACAGCCCCGCUCCGUCAGUUCAUUAUCAGCCAUCAGGGGGUUCCACAAGUCAUCGGGCAGCCCCAAACACUUCUAACCACUCAACAUGGGGGCACUCAGAUCCUUCUUCCAAUGCCCCUGGCGAAUAAUACCACUACCAUCCAGCUGCCUAAUGCUAAUGUCAAACUACAGCCAGUCUUGCAAGCUGUUUCUACACCAGGCACAGGCCUAAUUCAGACGCCACAGCUGCAGUCUACCAAAGCAGAAAGUCCUACUUCACAACAGCUUCUCAGUCACAACCACAUAGUUCAGACCCUGUCUGUGGGCACCACUGAGAGGUCAGGUUUCCAGCACAGUACCAGUGAGAACCAGGCAGGCCUGGAGAUUCCUCAGUGUUUCCUCAGUAGCUCCCCAGAGAACAGAACCUCACCUCAGACGUCCCCCAUCCCAUCAUCCCUUAUCAAUGGACAACUAAACAAGGCCUCUUUUAUCCAGCAGUGCCCAGUUUUCAACCAGGCUCCCAAGAACAGAGAGCCACCCCGUUAUGAAGAGGCCGUCAAACAAACACGCAGCCUCCAGAAUCCCACCAUCUCGGAGUUUCCCACAGUGACGAGUCAACAGAUGGAUGAUCUUUUUGACAUUUUAAUAGAAAGUGGAGAGAUUACACCCUUUAGUCAACAGGACCCAUCUGUGCCUAAGAUGAUGCCAGUCACGGCCAGCAUCACCACUCUACCUAUUAGCACAGCCCUGUCCCGACCGCCCGCACAGGUGCAGAUGGCACCCCCUCCAACCCUCAUGGUGGAGGCCUUGCCCAGCCUGGCCUCCCUGGACUCCGACAACCAAUUAGAGGCUCUGCUGGAGGGCACAUUAGUCGGGGACACAGAGCCAGAGCAGAGGACGUUGUGCCUGCUAGAAGAGCUCCAAAACCAGAUGCUGGACCAACCAAACUCCCCAAUGGACACGUCCGAGCUUGGUUUCAGCGACCCGCCCACUCAGUCCUCAUUCAGUCUGCAAGACACCGGCCUGGACAACAUGGAGUGGCUGGACCUAACUAUGCCAGGGCCCAUUGGUGGACUCAACCCACUGGGCAUCGCCUCUGAAUUCCUGGACACUCAUGACCUGCAGCUCCACUGGGACUGAGGAGGAGACGCUUCAAACACAAAUACGCUUUCACUCGCACAACAAGUAGGGAUCGUCUGCGUGGCGGCGGUUCACAUCUGGCAGCUUUACGUGACUAGAUUCGGUUGUAAAUGUCUCUCACGCUGGUUCUAUUCACUUUCUCGUUUCACAUUAACGCUCUUGUUUGAUCUGAAUUGACACAAGAGCAUUGUGGGUAAUGCUGGCUAGGCCCUGAAUGUUCUCUCUUUGCUGUGCCAUACUGAGAGGGAGCUGCUUUUGGGCAGAUUGACUUGUGCUGUAUCGCUAUUUCGGGGGGGUUCCAUUCAUGUGCCAUUGGUUGCAGUUGGUCUAUGAAUAUCCUCACGGCUAAUUUUGAAAAAGGGAAACGCUGUUGGUUCCAGAAGUUUCCAGCAUCACAGUGGAGUUUGCUUUGUUUGCACAAAAUUGAACAUGGCCUUGAGCAAUGGCACCGUUAGCGCUCCGCUCUGUAAUGACGAGUGUGUGUGGAGGAUAAUAAUGUCAGACUGGGAAGAUGCAUUUCUCAGAAGUCCUGUUUUCAGAGCUGACUGAAGUAACUGCAGGUCUUAGUGGCCAAUACAAUACUGUUCAAAAGUUUGGGGGCAGUAAGGUUUUUAAAAAGAUAUUAAUGCUGUAUUUUUAGAAAGGAUAUAUUCAAUUGGUAAUUCAAAAUGACAGUAAGAACAUUUAUAAUGUUGUAGACUACUUCUUAGACCAGCCUAGUGAUCAUUCAAUAAUGAACAUUUAAUAGAGCUGCAUCAUUUAUUGUUAAAAGAUUACUCUAUUAAAACACCCAUGCAGAGUGAUCGCCAACCCACGGCGCAUUUAUACUUCUGCGUACUGUUUGUGUUGCUCUGCAAUAACAUUCCGAAAUGCUAGCAGACAGAGGGUUUUUAUGUUCCUCUGUAUCGCAUUUUUUUGCGGGGGGUUUUCUGAACGCUACCUUAAUGUACAAGUAGCUAAAACUCGCUCAUUCAGAGGAGGGAACCGGCAGAUGUGCAACAACAUUAUUGAUAAGUAGGCCCACAUGGAAUCUGUGUGCACAGAAAUCUGCAGAUUUUUAGCCUAUCAUUGAGUUUAUUUAUUUACUUGUGUAAAAGUGUGCACAUUUAUAUUUAUUCAGCUUAUACAUUAAUUUCAGUCAUAUUAUUGACUAAUUUGAAAAUGUGCAUAUGAUUUAUUUACAAUAAAUUAAUAUUUUCUUUUUUUUAGUAGAGAUAUUACAUGAGAGACUUGCUUUGUUUACCAAAUAAGUGGAUCUAAUUGGAUAUGCAUUGUAAACAUUAAAUAAAAAUUAAAAACGUAUUAAUUUUUAUUCCAAAUAUUAAGUUUUCAGAUAUGAUACUUCCAGAAUGAUUCUGCAUAAAUCCGCAGAUUUAAAAAAAAUGUGCAGAAAUAGCAAAAAAUGUCAGCAGAUUCUGUCUGGCCCUAAUCAUUAGGCAAACACAAAACAACAGUUUCUAUCCAGAGCUGCUUCACGGGAUUGACACUAGUAAAUACUCGCUCCAAUGGGUUCAGUCCCAAUCAGUCCCACCCACAUUGGUCACAGCUAUCAGGCCGAACAAUCACAGAGCUUGCGCAAUGCGUCAUUGCGACAUGUAGUUAAAACGUUUUUGAGAGGUGUGUAUCAGCGUUGGCAUCUGCCACGGCGAGGGCUAUACAACCACGAAAAGGCUGCACCGGAGCAGAAGACGCAGAAGUAUAAAUCAGCCUUUAAUCCUUAAUCAAAAAAAUAAAGAGAGAAAGAUAGUUUAAAACAUUAAAUUAUUAUAAUUUUUUUUACAGAAACUUUUAAUAAAUGUAUUUUGGAAAUUUGUCUAAAAUGCCUGUAUGAAGGAGUUGAUAAAAUUGUUCAACCAUUUAUAAAAAUUAUUCAAAGUAUAUAUGAAAAUAGACAUUUCACCAGAUCCUCUUAAAUUCCAUGUUUUUUGAUAAGUGAUCUAUUCAGAAUCCUGGGCUAUUUUUAUCUAUUAAAUCAUUAUACCCCGUUUACUCUCUUAUAUAUAUAUAUAUAUAUAUAUAUAUAUAUAUAUAUCACUCUAGUAUGUCUGUUUUAAAAAGAAAUGACCAUAGAAAUAUAAACAAAAUAGAACAGGAUUUGACUUUAAUCCGAAGAAAUAAUAUAAGAAAUAAUGAUUUCUGAAAGAUCGUGCGACACAUGGUGCAAAUACAGCAUUAUUAUUCGAGGAAUACAUCACAGUUUAAUCAUAAUAACAAUUUAAAAAGUUUAUUCAUUUUAAUGAAAAAAAAAAUAGUGUUUACAGUAUUUUAAUCAGAUUAAUGAAGCCUUAAAAAUAAGAUAACUUCCCUAAACUUUUGAACAGCAUAGUAGAUUGAUGGAGAAGAUUUAUUUAACAUAUCAGAGCAAUUGCUUUAUAUUUUAUGAAGUGGCUUGAACUUCAUAUUUUCUCCAUGCAUGAACAGCCAAUGCUGGAUGAGUUAUUAGAGCAGUUUGCUAGAUCUGAAUCAAUGAAUUCUUUUCAGUUCUAGACAUGAUAAUGGGAUCUGAUAAUGUGGUUGAUUUGUCUCGGAUCAGCUCUAAAUUCCGGCCAAAUUCAAUCCAAUAUUAGGCAGAUUUUGAUUAACAAGCGAUUACUCCUAUUAUAGCAUUCUUAAAUGAAUCUAAUUCGAUGUAAAUAAUCCACGAGAGGAAAUCUUUGUAUAAAACGACCUGUUGGAUGUCCAACCCUUUAUUUGUGUGUCUGUGAAUUGUGAUUCAGUGUCUGUGUUUGAUUGUCCAUCACGUCAGUGGAAUGUUGUGUGUUUGACUGUUGAUUUGUUGGUGCACCGUACUGUAAGGACGUUUUAUUUUCCCCCUAAGUUUUUCCUUAGUUGUGUUCACACGGUGGUUUCUGUAUGAUUUCUGGCUAAUUUGUUUAAUUUUGUUGCCAUGGAGCAAAGCUCCGUCACAGACGCUACUUUUAGAAAGCGAUUAUGUAAACGAAGCCAUCAGAAGUGACAAGUGACGAUAAAUACAAGAUCUCUCUAACAGCACUACGUGUCAUAUGUGAACACAGGGGAUCUUUGUACUGUUAAUCUUUCAGUACGUGGAGUUUUAAAAAUGCAAAAUUGAAGACGUGGACCAGGCAGUUAAAGACUUUACUGCAUGUUAAAUGUCACUGGCAGCUCAAAGGGUUCCUGCUGUGCUUUUCACGCUUCCUUCACCACAUAAGUUUGCUGUUUUAGCAUGAAAAAAGAUCUGUGAAGUUUAAUAGCACAAAGUCAUUCCUAAGGGAGUUAUUCUCUAUAUCUGUAAGCUUUGUUUCUGAACUCACUGACACUCCUUUAUUUUUUCCUGAGUUUUCUCACAGGAAAGUGCAGGUCAACAUAUCUUAAAUGUAAAUCAUUUCAACCCAUGACAUGUCUGAGUUAAACCAUUUUUUUAAUGCAAAAAACAUCUUGAAAAUUUGGAAUUCAAAAAAUUCAUAAUGACAGAUGUUAGAUGUUUUGAAAUAUUGCACCAUGCUAGCCAUUUAUUUCUAAUCAAAUAAGAUGUAGGCAUUUUUUAAAGCAUCAACAGCAAGUAAAUCCACUUAUACAACACUCUUUCAAAGAGGAACUGUGGAUUCAGGAUUUUAGAUUUUUUUUUUUUGCAAGGCAAUGCCUUAUGUUGCUUCCACCGCACCAUGACCAAAGGAGCCAUUUUCUAUAAAUAAAUGCAUCUCUAUAUUUAAAAGCAAAAAUGAUCAGGAAUUUGUAGGCAGAUUUGUGAUUUUGACAUGUGACCUGAAAAUAAUCUUUCCGUUUUCUGUCUUUUCACUUUGCUAUUUCAGUUUGCGCACUUUGAAAGUCAAUUUAAACGCAACUACUGCUUCAAAGAUCUAAUAUAAUGAUACACAUGUGAUUUUUACAUUCACGGGCAUAAACAACACUAUUUGAACUUUUUGACAUCUCUUCUGAGAGUCAACAUAAAAGAAAAUGUGCGGUUUGUGCUAAACUGUGUAUGAGGAGUUCAUAUCAAACCAGAUGUGAUGCAUUCUUCCUGAAUAGUAGAGUAGGGUCUGUCUGCGGACUGCAAGACGGGGCCGUAACAUGAAGGGGCGGGCGUAUCUUGAAGUUGUAGAGACCCACGUCAAACUUUGUUGUCGACAAGAUGGCACCGCACCCAUCAGUUAUUAACAUCAACCAUCCGUCACAGUUAUUAACGUCUACAUCUACCCCAAUUGUAAACCUAACCAUCAUAGUUAACGUCUACACCUUUUCUAGUCCUAAACCCAACCAUCAUUAUUAACGUCUGUACCUACCCCAAUUCUAAGUCCAACCAUCAAAGUUAAUGUCUACACCUUCCUCAAUCCUGAAUCUAAUCAUCAAAGUUAACAUCUACACCUUCCUCAAUCCUGAAUCCAAUCAUCAAAGUUAACAUCUACACCUUUCUCAAUCCUGAAUUCAAUCAUCAAAGUUAACAUCUACACCUUCCUCAAUCCUGAAUCCAAUCAUCAUAGUUAAUAUCUACACCUUCCUCAAUCCUGAAUCUAAUCAUCAAAGUUAACAUCUACACCUUCUUCAAUCCUGAAUCCAAUCAUCAUAGUUAACAUCUACACCUUCCUCAAUCCUGAAUCCAAUCAUCAUAGUUAACAUCUACACCUUCCUCAAUCCUGAAUCCAAUCAUCAUAGUUAAUAUCUACACCUUCCUCAAUCCUGAAUCCAAUCAUCAUAGUUAAUAUCUACACCUUCCUCAAUCCUGAAUCCAAUCAUCAUAGUUAACAUCUACACCUUCCUCAAUCCUGAAUCCAAUCAUCAUAGCUAACAUCUACACCUUCCUCAAUCCUGAAUCCAAUCAUCAUAGUUAAUAUCUACACCUUCCUCAAUCCUGAAUCCAAUCAUCAUAGUUAAUAUCUACACCUUCCUCAAUCCUGAAUCCAAUCAUCAAAGUUAACAUCUACACCUUUCUCAAUCCUGAAUUCAAUCAUCAAAGUUAACAUCUACACCUUCCUCAAUCCUGAAUCCAAUCAUCAUAGUUAAUAUCUACACCUUCCUCAAUCCUGAAUCCAAUCAUCAUAGUUAAUAUCUACACCUUCCCCAGUCCUAAACCCAAUUAUCAUAGCUAUUAACGCACAGCCGUGAGUUGCGGAGGCUUUCAUACAUUAUGCGCUUACCAUACUGUUAUUUGCAACCAUAUGGAGCGAUGCCAAGUGAGCUAACUGUCAUGACAAAGUGGAUGAAGUCAGGGAGUUGCAUGGUAGAGUUGCUAAAUGAAUGAAUCUCGCAAUAUAUGAAAUGAUUAGUUUGUGGAUAAAUUUGGAGAAAAAUGUUCUCUGGGUUCAUUGGGAUCUCGAUGCCUGCAAGUUACAGUAUGUCUCUAACCUACUACAUAUUAUGCCCCUUCUUGUUACGCCUCUGUCUUGCAGUCCGCAGACAGAUACACUUGGAGUAGUGGCCCUAAAAACUUUUUGAUUCCCGUCUGGUGGCUGGAUACCGUAGACAUUGUAAAUCAGUCCUAUGCUGCUAACAAAUAUGUAAAUGAAAAGGUUCCAAAAUUCCAGAUUCAUCUCUGUACUCUGUCCACUUUUGAUGUUGAAAAUUCAACUGUGCGGUUUAACAAAGUGACUUUUAUUGACAUGUUAGUAGUUUAAAACAAGAUAAUGUGUAAGAAAUAUUAUAGCUGUCAAAUGAAAGAAAACGUCCUGGCAGUUUUGACCUGUUUCUUGUAUUGUAAUAAUUCAGGGGGAGCUAGUAAUUCUGACUUCAACUGUAUAUUAUAACAGACCUUUUGUUUAUUCGUUUUUGCACAUCCUCUUCUUAAAGGGAAACAACAACUCAUUUGCAUUUAAAGGGACACAGAAAUGGUUUUUGCUUCCAAGGAUGUUGAAAAUCAAUGUAGUGAAUGACAUCUGUAUUUUGAGCUGAAACUUCACAGACAUUGUAAAAAGCAUAACAGGACCCUUUUCAUACGUUUGUCGAGAGAGUCGGAGAAAAAAUUCUAGCAGGUCUGUUUUGUCAAGUUGUCUGUACAAAAUGUGUGUAUGUUUGUCUGGUGCAUGUUUGUGCGUUUGAGUGUCUCUGUCUGUUUCACCGCCUUUUUGUUGAAGUUUUACCAUUUGAAGUUGCAAAAGACCAUCCAAAUGAAGAAAAAAAAAAGUGUAGAUAAACAUUAUAUUUGUGUAUAUAUAGAGAUUUGCAAAUAUAUCGGCAGCAUGUGAAUAAUGAAAUUGAUGUGAUAUCUUUCUGAGAAACGUCCUCGUGUUGCUUUUCUUUUCUUUUUUUUUCCCCACAACUGUCGUCAGUCACCUCAUGGAGAAUUGUUUAUUUUUAAAUAUCGAUAUCCUGCUCUCAAAUGAAACCUUUCCAUUCAGCAAGGCAAUACGCGUCCACUGGCUUUGCACUCACAGAUCUAAGAUUAUGUGAAUCCAGUUAUGUUUGAUCCCAAGGGACGUCGCUUCAGCUGUUUCCAUGUUUCCUAUUCAAGAUGUACAGCACUUUUCUGCUGCAGUGAUGAACUGCUCGUCACUCUUAAAUCAACCGCACAGCGUCAAAGCACCUUUACAGAUAAGCUU
Messenger RNA from Danio rerio (zebrafish), 9736 nucleotides. The record is from RefSeq and is a predicted model, not a curated record. NCBI's taxonomy places the organism in Eukaryota, Metazoa, Chordata, Actinopteri, Cypriniformes, Danionidae.